Molecule: messenger RNA, 126 nt
Organism: Racocetra persica
Lineage: Eukaryota; Fungi; Glomeromycota; Glomeromycetes; Diversisporales; Gigasporaceae
Source: the annotation of a GenBank genome assembly
GCAUCUAUUGAAUCAGCAUCCACUAAAGCAGCAUCCAUCGAAGAAUCUAUUGAAUCAGCGUCCAUCGAAGCAUCAGAAGAAUCCAUCGAAGCACCUAUUGAAGCAGCAUCCACUGAAGCAGCAUCC